AACAGUGAACCUCAGCUAAGCUCUCGCCUAAACCUAAAACCCUUUCUGAACCCUCUCCCUCCCCCUUACUCAUUCAGCCACCCACCCGAAUUCUCUCUCUCUCUCUCUCCCCUUCAUCGAUCGAGAGUAAUCGGAAUCCAAGCGGAGAGUUAGUGAGAGAGAGCAGCAAUGGCGGCUGCCACCGUGAAGACCGAAACACUGAGCCCUCCUGCUGAGGAAAAGGCAGUGGAAAGAGUGGACUACUUGAACCUCCCUUGCCCUAUUCCCUACGAAGAAAUCCAUCGCGAAGCUCUCAUGUCUCUGAAGCCGGAUCUUUUUGAGGGGUUUCGCUUUGAGUUUACCAAGGGACUCAACCCGCAGUUUGCCCUCAGUCACAGUGUGUCCAUGGGAGUUACUGAAAUUCCUUCUCAAUCUUCUGAGACCAUCAAAAUCCCAACUGCUCAGUAUGAGUUUGGUGCUAACUUUAUGGACCCAAAGCUGAUGCUAUUAGGAAGGGUUUUGACAGAUGGGAGACUAAAUGCAAGAGUCAAGUGGGACUUUACAGAUAAUUUUAGUUUGAAAGCUAAUGCUCUGCUGACAAAUGAACCUCAUAUGUCACAUGGCAUGUUUAAUUUUGACUACAAGGGUACAGAUUACAGGGCCCAAUUUCAGCUGGGCAAUGGUGCGCUCUUUGGAGCCAACUAUAUCCAGAGUGUAACUCCACAUUUAUCUUUGGGUGGUGAAGUUUUUUGGGCUGGUCAGCAUCGGAAGUCGGGCAUUGGAUAUGCUGCUCGAUACAACACUGAUAAGAUGGUUGCCACUGGGCAAGUUGCUAGCACUGGUAUGGUUGCCUUGAGCUAUGUGCAGAAGGUGUCUGAAAAGGUCUCUCUAGCAUCAGACUUCAUGUACAACUAUUUGUCAAGAGAUGUCACAGCAAGUGUUGGAUAUGAUUACAUUCUUAGACAGGCUCGUCUUAGAGGGAAGAUUGAUUCUAAUGGUUGUGUGGCUGCUUACCUUGAAGAGCGGUUAAAUAUGGGUCUUAAUUUUAUCCUCUCGGCUGAGUUAGACCAUAAGAAGAAGGACUACAAAUUUGGCUUUGGGCUUACUGUGGGACAAUGAGUUUCGGGUGCUAAAGUGCCAUUUGGUGGUUUUCACGUGUUCCCUUUUGCUCAAAGCUCUGUGGGUUUUCUCCGGCCAAUUUACUGUUCUUGUUUGAGAAUCACCAGAAUAAUAUUUGUUCAAUUUGAGCAGAGCAUUUCAAAUGGGUCUGUGGUUGACACUCCCUCAAUAGAGCUAGCUGUUAGUGGGUAUUAUUUUGAAGCUCCCAGGAUUUGUUAGUUUACUUUCUAAUGGAGCUUUAGCUUCUAAUAGAGGUCUUACUUGGUGGGUUUAAGUUUAAUCCUCCUGGUUAUGAAGAGUUUCAACAUUUGCUAUCACCUUGCUUCGUUUCUGGUAAAGCUUGCUUCUUGCUAGUAA
Punica granatum (pomegranate) is the source of this 1455-nucleotide messenger RNA. Lineage: Eukaryota; Viridiplantae; Streptophyta; Magnoliopsida; Myrtales; Lythraceae. The record is from RefSeq and is a predicted model, not a curated record.